AAUAGCUUUGUCGUGAGUCGCUAUCUCGUGGGGUUGGAGUUGUGGAGGGUUCGAUCUGGCCCAGUCCAGACCCCGCUGCUCAAAUUGUCUCGGCUGUGUUCACUGUGUGUUUAGAUUUGCUUCAAGACACUCCUCACAGGUACACUAUACAUACAGAAUGCACUUUGCUGCAGAUGACAUCUGCAGCAGGCAAAUAGCUGAUAAAUGAGUGAGUUCGUUUUCAUAACGAAGAACUAAAAAGUCGACGCAAUUGGCAUCUUUUUCCAAGCGGAGAGUCCUCACUUGUGGCCAUGGCUCUCAUCAAACCUGUUGAGGAUAAAAAUGUGAACUCGAGAGCAUGGCUGAUAUACACAUCAACUUUCUAUGUCGGUUUACAAGGCAUAGAACACGGUGUAUCGGACUUGACCUUAUCUGUUCCAGCCUAUCCAACAUACUUUCCGGGAUAAGUGCCGAAGGGAAUCAUUUCAGGUUUGGACUGCAACCGUCAACCCCGCGCUCGCCACUUGUAUCAAAAUACUCAGGGUGAGACAAACCACGCAGGGUUAAUGGCAACGUCG
Messenger RNA from Aspergillus homomorphus CBS 101889, 557 nucleotides. RefSeq lists its product as uncharacterized. Lineage: Eukaryota; Fungi; Ascomycota; Eurotiomycetes; Eurotiales; Aspergillaceae. The coding region runs from base 291 to 446 and encodes 51 amino acids. The transcript has a single exon. The record is from RefSeq and is a predicted model, not a curated record.